ACCCCCUGACACCCCCCGCCCCCCCUCCCACGGGCACCGGGACCCCCGGCCCCAGAUGGAGCCGCUGAUCCCGCCCGACCCCCCCGGCUCCCCGGACCCCCUGGAGGAGCCGGACCCCCUGCUGCUGGACCCCCCCGGGGACACCGGGUGAGCGCGGGGGGGACACGGCGGCUGGGGGGGCGGCAGGGACAUGGGUGUCCCCAAUGCCCGCCACGGGACCCCCCACCCAUGCAGGGCGCCCCGGGGGGGGUGAUGAUGGCGAGGGGGCUGGGACACACGGGGUGGGCACAAGGUGGGCGGGGGGUCCCCAAGGGGUGCGGGACAUUGCGGGGGGCAGACCCUGUCCUGGGGGGGCAGUGGGAUAGGACCCCCCUCCUCAUCCCCUCGGGGCACUGGGGGAACUCCAGGGUCCUUCAUUGUGGGGAGGGGGGGGGUCCCACAUUUCGGGGGGGUCCUGCAUAUUUGAGAGAAGUGCCCCUCAUUUGGGGGUUGGUCCCACAGUUUUUGGGGGUGUCCCAUAUUUGGGGGGGGUUCUACAUCGGGGGGAUCCUCUAUUUGAGGGGUGUCCCACAUUUGGGGUGUGCUCCCACAUUUGGGGGGGGUCUCACAUUUGGGGUUCCCCUCAUUUGGCGGGGGUCCUGUAUUUGGGGGGGUUCCAUAUUUCCGGGGGUGUCCCUUUGGGAGGUGGUCCCACAUUUGGGGGGUCCCACAUUGGGGGGUGUGCUCCCACAUUUGGGGGGGUCCCACAUUUGGGGUUCCCCUCAUUUGGGGGGAGUCCUGCCUUUGGGGUUCCCCUCAUUUGGGGAGGUUCCUGCAUUUGGGGGGGGGGUCCCCACAUUUCCAGGGGUGUCCCUUUGGGAGGCGGUCCCGCAUUUGGGGGAUUCCAGAUUUGGUUUUCCCACAUUUGGGGGGGUCCCACAUUUGUGGGGGUCCCACAUUUGGCGGGGGUGCUGCAUUUGGGGGGAUCGCAUAUUUCCGGGGGUGUUCCUUUGGGAGGCGGUCCCACAUUUGGAGGGGGUCCCACAUUUGGGGUUCCCCUCAUUUGGGGGGUCCUGCAUUUGGGGUUGGUCCCACAUUUCCAGGUGUGUCCCUUUGGGAGGUGGUCCCACAUUUGGGGGGGGGUCCCACAUUUUGGGUUUCCCACAUUUGGGGGGGUCCCACAUUUGGGGUUCCCCUCAUUUGGGGGGGGUCCUGCAUUUGGGGGGGGUCCCACAUUUCCAGGAGUGUCCCUUUGGGAGGUGGUCCCACAUUUGGGGGGGGUUUCACAUUUUACGUUCCCCUCAUGUGGGGGGGGGGGUCCUGCAUUUGGGGGGGUCCCAUAUUUCGGGGGUGUUCCUUUGGGAGGCAGUCCCACAUUUGGAGGGGGUCCCACAUUUGGGGUACCCCUCAUUUGGGGGUGGGUCCCACAUUUUGGGUUUCCCAUAUUUGGCGGGGGUCCCACAUUGGGGGGUGUCCCCCCCAACACCGCCCCCCAUCACUGUCUCCCCCAGGGAGGACGAGGAGCAGCUGGAUGUCCCCCCCCCGCUGCCCCCCGUGACGGUGACGGCCCUGUCGGGGACCAUGCGCCUCUACAGCUGCUCCGCGGGGGGGUCCCCACCGUGUCCCCCCCCCAGCAAACCGCUGGUGCUGCUGCUGCCCUGGCUGGGGGCGCGGGGGCGGGCGCUGGAGCGGUUCCUGUCCCUGUACCUGUGCCAAGGGCUGGACGUGCUGCUGGUGGGGACAGCGGUGUGGCACGUCCUGUGGCCUUGGCACGGGCAGCGCCUGGCGGGGCGGCUGCUGCGCCUGCUGGACCGCGGGGACACUGCUGGCGCUGGGGACACUGUGGGUGCUGGCACUGGUGGUGAUGGUGGUGGUGACAGUGGUCGUGGUGGCAACGGUGACACUGGUUGCAAUUCUGGGGGUGGCAGUGAUGGCAUUGGAGGUGAUGGUGGUGGCACUGGUGUUAUUGGUGGUGGUGGUGGCAAUAGUGACAUUUGGGGCAGUGGUGGCAUUGGAGGUGGUGCUGGUGGCAGUGGUGGCAAUAGUGACACUGGGGGCAGUGGUGGCAUUGGAGGUGAUGGUGGUGGCACUGGUGUUAUUGGGGGCAGCGGUGGCAAUAGUGACAUGGGGGGCAGUGGUGGCACUGGAGGUGAUGCUGGUGGCACUGGUGUUAUUGGUGGUGGUGGUGGUGCUAGUGGCAAUAGUGACAUUGGGGGCAGUGGUGGCAUUGGAGGUGAUGGUGGUGGCAAGGGUGGCACUAGUGGCAUUGGUGGCACUGGUGCUGUCAGCAGCGGUGGCACCAGUGUUGCUGGCGGUGGCCACAGUGACAUUGGGUGCAAUGAUGGCUUUGAAGGUGAUGGUGGUGCUGGUGGCAAUGGUGGGGCCAACAGUGGCGUUGAAGGUGAUGCUGGUGUUGGCAAGGUUGGCACUAGUGCCAUUGGUCACCAUAGCAGCACUGUUGGCAGCGGUGGCACCGGCGUUGCUGGUGGUGGCCAUGGUGACAUUGGGUGGAACAGUGGCUUUGAAGGUGAUGGUGGUGGCAAUGAUGGUGGCAAUGGUGGCGGUGGCACCAGUGGGGCUGUUGGUGAUGGUGACACUGGUGACGCUGGUGGCCCGGGUGGCUUUGGCCUGGCCACGCGGCCGCUGCUGGUCCACGCCAUCUCUGCCGGCGCCUACACGUUCGCACAGCUGCUGCUGCUCCUGCAGCGCCGGCCCCGGCAGUGCCAGCGCCUGCAGCCCCGCGUGCGCGGCAUCGUCUACGACAGCCUGGUGACCGGUGGCAUCGGGGACAUGGCCCACGGCAUCGCCGGCUCGGUCCGCACGCCGUCCCUGCGCCCCAUGGCCCGCGCCGCCGCCCGCCUGUCCCUGGGGGUCUUGGGGUGCUGGGGGGGCCGCGCAUUCGCUCGGGCGCGGGGGGCGUUCGCCAGCCCCCCCCUGCGCUGCCCCCUGCUCCUGUUCUACAGCCAGGACGAUGCGCUGGGCCGGGUGCCGGUGCUGCGGGCGCUGCUGCGGGGCUGGCGGGCGCAGGGCAUCCGGGCGCACGCCCGCGGGUGGGCGCGCUCACCCCACGCCGCGCACCUGCGCCGGCACCCCGUGGCGUACCGGCGGGCGCUGCUGGCCUUCCUGCGCUCGCUGGACACGACGGGCCCCCCGGCACGGCCCCGCUCGCGGCUCUGAGCGCGGACAGACGGACGGACGGACAGACGGAGCGGCACGAUGGGACCAAAGGAUGCGGCAGCGUGGGGCUGCGCUGGUGCGUGGGGCUGUGCCGUGGUGUGCGAAGUCAUGGCCAAGGUGUGCAAAUUCAUGCCCGAGGUCUGCAAACUCAUGCUCAUGGUAUGCAGACUUGUGCCACGGCGUGCAAAGUCAUGCCCAUGGUGUGCAAAGCUGUGCCAAGGUGUGCAAAUUCAUGCCUGUGGUGUGCAAACUCGUGCCAAGAUGUGUGGAGUCAUACCCGUGGUGUGCAAACUCGUGCCCAUGGUGUGCAAAGCUGUGCCAUGAUGUGCAAAGUCAUACCUGUGGUGUGCAAAUUCAUACCUGUGGUGUGCAAAGUCAUGCCCAUGGUGUGCAAAGCUGUGCCAAGGUGUGCAAAUUCAUGCCCAUGGUGUGCAAAGUCAUGCCCAUGGUGUGCAAACUCAUGGCCAAGGUGUGCAAAUUCAUGCCCAGGGCCUGCAAAUUCACGCCCAUGGUGUGCAAACUUGUGCCAUGGUGUGCAAAGUCAUGCCCAUGGUGUGCAAAGCUGUGCCAAGGUGUGCAAAUUCAUGCACAAGGUGUGCAAAUUUAUGCCUGACGUCUGCAAACUCACACCCAUGGUGUGCGAACUUGUGCCAUGGUGUGCAAAGUCAUGCCCAAGGUGUGCAAACUUGCGCCAAGGUGUGCAAAUUCAUGCCCUUGGUGUGCAAAGCUGUGCCAAGGUGUGCAAAUUCAUGCCCAUGGUGUGCAAAGUCAUGCCCGAGGUCUGCAAACUCACGCCCAUGGGGUGCAAACUUGUGCCAUGGUGUGCAAAGUCAUGCCCAAGGUGUGCAAAGCUCUGCCAAGGUGUGCAAAGUCAUACCCGUGGUGUGCAAACCUGUGCCAUGAUGUGCAAAGUCAUACCCAUGGUGUGCAAAUUCAUACCCACUCUGUGUAAAUUCACGCCCAUGGUGUGCAAAUAUGUGCCAAGAUGCGUGGAGUCAUA
Messenger RNA from Columba livia (rock pigeon), 4156 nucleotides. RefSeq names its product PE-PGRS family protein PE_PGRS3-like. Gene Ontology annotation, molecular function: serine hydrolase activity. The transcript has 2 exons. The record is from RefSeq and is a predicted model, not a curated record. Lineage: Eukaryota; Metazoa; Chordata; Aves; Columbiformes; Columbidae. Bases 229 to 3156 code for a protein of 975 amino acids.